AUGGGUAGAUUAAUUGGGUUAGAGUUAUACAACUUCAAGUCCUACAAAGGGAAAACUUCCAUCGGAUUCGGGACUUCCUUUUUCACAUCAAUCAUUGGACCUAAUGGGUCCGGGAAAUCCAACAUGAUGGACGCGAUCUCGUUUGUCCUUGGUGUCAAAUCAUCACAAUUACGGUCUCAGAAUUUAAGCGAUUUGAUAUAUCGUGGUAGAAAAGAAAAUGUCGAUGAAGACACUACCAUUAAUCUGACCGACCAAGAUCCUACUACUGCUUAUGUCAUGGCUGUGUAUGAAAAAGACAGUGGUGAGAUUUUGAAAUUGAAACGUGCUAUAACUGUCAGUGGAACUAGUGAUUAUCGGAUUAACGGUCGUUCCGUGACAUUGUUGAACUAUAGCAAGGUCUUGAAACAAGAGAAUAUCUUGAUUAAGGCGAGAAAUUUCUUGGUUUUCCAAGGUGAUAUCGAACAGUUGGCUUCUCAAUCACCCAAGGAUUUAACUAGUACAAUUGAACAAAUCAGUGGAUCCGAUGAGUAUAUCCAAGAAUUUGAAAAAUUAAAGGAAGAAAGUGAACGUGCUCGUGAGUUUUCUUCUUCUGUAUUUACGCGUAAGAGAACAUUGAACUCGGAAUCUAAACAAUAUAAAGAGCAAUUGGCGGAACAACGUGAAUUUGAAGAAAAAUUGGUACUCAAGGGAGACGCCAUUAAAAAAAUUCACUUGUAUAAGCUCUACCACAAUGAAAAGAAACACGACUUGCUUAAACAGGAGAUCAAGGAUAAGAAGAAUGAGUUGAAGGAACGUAAGCGAGAUUUGCAGACUAAAGAAAAAACCUAUGAAACCAUCAUGUCUGAGUAUUCUUCCGUCGCCCUUGAUUUGAAACGUAUCAAGCAGAAAAUAGACACCAGUGAUAUGAAAGUUGAAUCCACUAAACGUGAUUUAAUUCCUAUUGAAGCCACCAAGCGAGCCUUGGCUUCUAAAAUUUCAUCCAGAAGGACCAAGAUCAAGGAUUUAGAGAAAGAUAUUGCUAAUCAAAAGCAACAAGUAUCAGUCAUAGAAAGUCAAUUACGAGAUGCUGAACGUCUUAGUCGCGAAUUUGAGCAAUCCAAUGUUGAUAGUGAUAUUUCCAUAUCUCCUGAAGCACAAAGGGAGUAUUCUGAAUUAAGAUCCAAAUUCUUGGCCACUGACGAAUCAAGAUUAGAACAAGAUUUAACUCUUUUGUCUAAUGAAAAGGAAAAGAUAAAUGCUAAUAUCGUCAACAUACAAAGUCAGAAAGAACAUGCUGAAGCCACAGUUCGAGAAAUUGAAUCUUUAGUCGUCAGUGAAUUGAAAUCCAAGUAUGAUGAUAUCAACACGGAAAUCAACAACACUCUCGAAUUAAAAGCUCAAAAGGAAGAACUUCGUAAAUCUUUAAUCAAAAAGAAGAAUGACUUGGAAAGCAAGAGGAAGCAAUUGGAUAUCCAAUAUUUUGACGUGUUGAGCAAAAUCAAUGAAUCUCGUGCACAACAGCAAGAAUCCUCUAAACAAAAACAAUUACGAGAAAACGUGUCUAUGCUUCAACAAUCGUUCCCCACUGGUGCUGUCAAGGGAUUAGUCUAUGAACUAGUCCGUCCUUCUGCGUCUAAAUACGAGCAGGCAUUGGCUACUAUGUUAGGACGUAAUUUUGAUGCUAUUAUUGUGCAAACCUCCGCCGUGGCCCAUAAAGCCAUUGAAAUGUUGAAAGAAAGACGAGCAGGUGUGGCUACAUUCAUUCCCUUGGAUACCAUUGACGUAGACCCAGUUAACUUGCACCAUCUCAGAUCAUUGGCUACUCCAGGGUUAGAUAUUAUGGAAUAUGAGGAUAAGUCACUUGAGAAUGCCAUGAACUAUAUCGCUGGUGAUGCAUUGAUUGUGGAAAACAUGACGGUUGCAAGACAAUUGAAAUGGACCGGUGGUUCGCGUGUUCAAAACAAGUUGAUCACAUUACAAGGGUCCGUGAUUCACAAAUCAGGAUUCAUGACUGGUGGUGGCUCUUCUCAAAAGUCAACUGUGGUGUUGAAUUGGGAUAAACGAGAAUUGUCAAGGUUGAAUGAAGUCAAGGAUGAUUUGGACAUUCAAAUUAGGAAAGUUGAAGAUGAAAUGCCAACCACGGCUGAAAUCAGUUCAUUGACCGAUGAAAUUUCUCAAUUUGACAACAAGUUGGUGGUAUUGCGUGAUGAGCGGGAUAAUAAGGAACGUGUGAUCAAGGAUAGGGAAUCAGAAAUUGAAUUCCAAAAGAGUUUGUCUCUUGGGUUUAUCGAUGCUAUUGCUCAAAAGCGUAACGAGCUUAAGAAGUUGGAUGUUAAGAUGAAGCAUAUCAGUGAUGAAAUAAAACUCGCUAAAGAAGACAUCUUUGGUGAAUUCUGUGAAAAAUAUGGGUUUGUUAAUGGUAUUGAAGAUUAUGAAAAGACUCAUGGUAAUACUCUUAGAACUAGAGCAAAGGAAAGAGUUCAAUACUCAAAGGCUAUAUCUACAUUGGCAAAUAAACUAGAAUUUGAACAAGAAAGAUGUAAGAAGACACAAGAAAGGAAAGCAAGCUUGGAAAGCAAACUCGUGGAUUUAGAACAUGAGUUUGAUGAAGUGUUAAAAGCAAAGACUGAAUUAGAAGAAACUUUAGAUUCAACUGAAGCAGAAAAUGAAGUCAUGAAACAAGAGUUGAUAACCAUAACCAAUUCCACUCAAGCUAAAUUGAAAACAGCCAAAUUGAUUGAAUCUGAUGUUCAAGAGGCACAAGCUGAAUUUGAUAGCACGAACAGAGAACUUUUACAAAUUGAAGAACGAUUAUUGAAGGUUGAUUCUGAACGAGCUACUGCGUUGGUCAAUUGUAAGAUUGAAAAUAUAAACUUGCCAUUGAAUGACGGUGAUUUGGAAAGUAUACCUGUUGGUGAAAAGUCGCAAGAAGCAAUUGACGAGAUUUACAAGUUGGAAAUUGAUUAUUCAUUGCUUGAUGAACGUUUCAAAGAAGCAUACAAUAUUCAUCUUGAGUCAGAACUUGCAGCAUCGUUACAAACCAUCCUUGACCAAAUUGAGCAAUUAACCCCCAAUGCCAAGGCACAGGAGAGAUUGCAGGAAGUGCAAGCUAAACUCACGGAACAAGAUCGAGACUUCACUGUUGCCAGGCAAAGGGAACGACAAAUCAACAAAAAAUUCGAAGAGAUUAAGGAAGAACGUCAUAAGAAGUUCAUGGAUGCAUUCAACCAUAUAUCUUCCCAAAUCGACGGUAUCUACAAAGAGUUGACUAAAUCAGCCGUAGCACCAAUGGGUGGAUCUGCCUACUUAACUUUAGAAGACUCAGAGAUGCCAUAUUUGUCUGGGAUUAAGUAUCAUGCUAUGCCGCCAAUGAAAAGAUUCCAAGACAUUGAAAACCUUUCUGGUGGUGAAAAGUCCAUGGCAGCAUUGGCAUUGUUGUUUGCCAUCCAUUCGUACCAACCAUCACCAUUCUUUGUUCUUGAUGAAAUUGAUGCUUCGUUGGAUUAUGCCAAUGUUAUGAAGAUUGGGAACUAUAUUCGUAAGAACGCAGGGCCAAACUUCCAGUUUAUUGUUAUAUCGUUGAAGAAUUCGUUAUUUGAGAGAUCAGAUUCGUUGGUGGGUAUAUAUAGAGAACAGAGGGAGAACAGUUCCAAGACUGUUUCUUUGGAUUUGAGAGAUUAUCCCGAAGAAGAAGUAGCUCUAACUGCCAGUGUAUAA
Molecule: messenger RNA, 3696 nt
Organism: Spathaspora passalidarum NRRL Y-27907
Lineage: Eukaryota; Fungi; Ascomycota; Pichiomycetes; Serinales; Debaryomycetaceae
Gene: SMC1
Product: cohesin subunit
Exons: 1
Coding region: 1-3696 (1231 amino acids)
Biological process (GO): sister chromatid cohesion
Cellular component (GO): nucleus; chromosome; cohesin complex
Molecular function (GO): protein binding; DNA binding; ATP hydrolysis activity
Source: RefSeq, a predicted model, not a curated record